Molecule: messenger RNA, 1194 nt
Organism: Drosophila rhopaloa
Lineage: Eukaryota; Metazoa; Arthropoda; Insecta; Diptera; Drosophilidae
Exons: 2
Coding region: 95-910 (271 amino acids)
Source: RefSeq, a predicted model, not a curated record
AGCAAAUAAUUUGUACCUGCACCUAUGAAUACACUUCUCAGGUUCCUUGUGUUCCUGGCAGUAUUGUAUUGCGUCUGCGUCACACAGGUACUCUAUGGAAUUAUCAUCAAGUUUGGAAGUUCCUUCUAAAGGCAACCUUAGAUUUAUUAUAAAGAACGGAAGGAAGAGGUCGUUGUAUCCCGACAAGCAAAAUAUGUGGUCAACUUCAUUGCCUGGAAAUGGGCGACUUUACACCGAGCUUGACUCGGAAGGCCGCAUGUUCAGCCGAGCUAAGACUCCUUACGAGUGCCAGCUCGAGGACGACGUCGAGCAGCUGCAGGAGGCUCUUUUCACGAUUUCUUCCCACUAUGCCAAAAUUCAGUUUCGGCUCCGCCAGAUAGCCUCGGCUUCGUCCGGUAAGAGGGACAGCCUGCUCAAAGAUCUAGAACGCCUAAUAGCCCAGGGAUUGGAUGGAACUGACCACAGGCAGGACGACGAGCUAUCGGGCAUGCGAUGCAACUCAUCCUUCCCAGGCAACGUCCGGGCUAAGCAAAACAAGAUACUCUGUCAACUGCGAGGGCGUCUCGAGGACUUGGUUGGAGCAAAUGGAGUUUGUUUCCAGGCGGACUGUUGUGAAGCUGGCAGAAAUAAAUCUGACCAUUGUCACAAAGCCAAAAACGACGUUUGGCGAAGCCAUGAAUGCUUUUGCAAGGUAGAUAAGGAGAGCAAGCCUAGCGGUCGAAAUAUGCAAGAAUCCGGUUAUAAAAUGGAAUACGGGACACCUAAUAUAAAGUUUUUGCGCUCGAACUCCAAGGCUUAUGCAAACGUUUGCCGGAAAAGAAAAGGAAAGAGAGGAGGAAAAUAUCUUGGAGAUGGGCACUACUCUGAUAGAACCACAUCCAAGAUGUUAGAAAAAGAUCAGAACAUGUAACAUAAAUAGAAUUCCAGGCAGGCGCAAGCAACUGCAAAUCCGACGGCAUGGCCAAGGUCCAAGCCAAAACACUUUCAUUGUCUCUUCUAGUAGAUAAAAUGCAAGUAGACACAAAAGAAAUGGGAAAACGGCCACAAACGAAAUUCUGCGAGUUGUUUUGAUCGUUCCAUCUACAUAGGUAUUGACUAUAAAAUGUAAAAGCUGUGUUUAUAUUAUACGGUCAGUGUAAUUUAUAAUUUAUAAUAAUGAUGCAAUAAUUUAUAAAUAAACCACCAAUAUAUUUG